Elephantulus edwardii (Cape elephant shrew) is the source of this 2553-nucleotide messenger RNA. RefSeq names its product cadherin 17, LI cadherin (liver-intestine) (gene CDH17). NCBI's taxonomy places the organism in Eukaryota, Metazoa, Chordata, Mammalia, Macroscelidea, Macroscelididae. The record is from RefSeq and is a predicted model, not a curated record. The transcript is spliced from 17 exons. Gene Ontology annotation, molecular function: calcium ion binding; cadherin binding. Gene Ontology annotation, cellular component: plasma membrane; adherens junction; catenin complex. The coding region runs from base 1 to 2553 and encodes 850 amino acids. Gene Ontology annotation, biological process: homophilic cell-cell adhesion; multicellular organism development; cell morphogenesis.
AUGCCAGAGAAGAUAGGACUUGUAGGGGUUGAGAUCCCAGAGAGAAUGAUCUCAAGCAAAGUUGAAGAAGCAUACACUGCAAACACAACAGCAAGUUGGAUGAAGUUUCUGCUAACUGGAUAUUGCCAAGAGGGGAAGUUUAGUGGACAACUGAAACCCAUGACGUUAUCUGUUUAUGAAGGCCAAGAACCAAGCCAACUUGUCUUCCAGUUUAAGGCCAAACCUCCUGCUGUGAACUUCAAAUUAACUGGGGAGACAUAUGGAAUCUUUGAGAUACAAACGGAUGGAUAUCUGUAUUAUACCCAGGCCUUGGACAGAGAAACAAAAGCUGUUUACAAUCUGCAGGUUGAAGCUCUAGAUGCCAAUGGAGUUACAGUGGAGGGUCCAGUAAUCGUCACCAUAGAAGUGAAAGACAUCAAUGACAACAGACCAACAUUUCUCCAGCCAAAAUAUGAAGGCUCAGUGAGGCAGCAUUCCCGUCCAGGGAAGCCAUUCUUAUAUGUCAAUGCUACGGACUUGGAUGAUCCAGCUACUCCAAAUGGUCAACUUUCUUAUCAAAUUCUCAUCCAGCUUCCCAAGAUCAACAAUGCUAUGUACUUUCAGAUUGACCAGAAAACAGGAGGCAUCUCACUUACCCCAGAAGGAUCUCGAGAAAUAGAUCCUGUUAAGAAUCCUUCUUACAAUCUGGUGGUCUUAGUGGCAGACAUGGAUGGCCAAAGUGAGAAUUCCUUCAGUGACACCACAUCUGUGGAUAUUUUCGUAAAGGAGAAUAUUUGGAAAGCACCGGAGACUGUGAAAAUUGAAGAAAACUCAACUGAGUCUCACCCCAUCAAAAUCACUCAGGUGCAGUGGAAUGAACCAGGUGCCCAGUAUUCCUUAGUGGAACUAGAAAAGCUGCCAAGAUUCCCAUUUUCAAUUGACCAGGAAGGAAUUAUCUAUGUGACUCACCCCUUGGAUCGAGAAGAAAAGGAUGCGUAUGUCUUCAAUGCCGUUGUAAAAGAUGAGUUUGGAAAACCACUUGCAUGGCCUCUGAGAAUUCAUGUUGAAGUUCAAGACAUUAAUGACAAUCCACCAACAUGCCCAUCUGCAGUGACUGUAUUUGAGGUUCAGGAAAAUGAGAGAAUAAGUAGCAAUAUAGGGACUUUUACUGCCCAUGACAUGGAUGAAGAAAACACUCUAAGUAGUAUUUUAAAGUACAGCAUUUUCGGACAAACUCCCAAUAUUCCCAAAGAUGGACUCUUCAUGGUUUCUUCUCACACUGGAGUGUUACAGUUGGCUAAGCAGUCCUUGAAGAAGCAAGAUUCUCCUCAGUACAACUUAACAGUGCGGGUGUCUGACAGUGAUUUUACGACCCUCUGCCUUGUGCAAAUCAAUGUCAUUGAUAUCAAUGAUGAGAUCCCUAUCUUUCAAAAAUCAAAUUAUGGGAACUUGACUCUUGCUGAAGACACACGUGUUGGCACUACCAUCUUAACCAUUCAGGCCACUGAUGCUGAUGAGCCUUUUACUGGGAGUUCUAAAAUCCUGUACCGUAUAAUAGAAGGUGACAGUGAGGGAAGACUAGAGAUUGACACAGAUCCCAGUACCAAUGCUGGAUAUGUCAAGAUUAAAAAGCCUCUUGAUUUUGAAACAACACCUGUUCACAACAUCGUGUUCAAGGCAGAAAAUCCCGAGCCUUUAGUGUCUGGUAUACAGUACAACGACAGUUCAUUUGCCACGCUCAGACUUAUUGUGACAGAUGUGAAUGAACCACCCCUUUUUUCUCAACAAAUGUUCCAAGCAAAAGUCUUUGAGAAUGUGACAAUAGGCACUUACUUGGGCAACGUGACUGCCAAGGAUCCAGAAGGUCUGGAGAUAAGUUAUUCCCUGAAAGACGACAGGAGAGGUUGGCUCAGAAUUAACUCUGCCACCGGUGAGAUCUUCAGCGCGGCAGCACUGGACAGGGAAGCUGAAAGUAAUUAUGAGGUACACGUUGAGGCCACUGAAAAAGAUGGCCUUUUGAAAUCCAGUGCAAGUUUCUACCUGACCCUCGAUGAUGUGAACGACAACGCUCCGCGGCUAGCCAAGGAGUACACGGGCCUUUUCUUUUGCUAUCCCCUCAGAACAUCUGAAAGUAUCAUUUUUGAAGCCACUGAUGAUGACAGGCAACCCUUACUAGGCCCACAGUUUACAUUUGAUCUUGGAAGUGAUAGUGUGAGAAAUGACUGGGACAUUUCCAGAAUCAAUGGAACUCAUGCUAAACUAUCCCCCAAACAUAUAAGUUUUGAAGAGAGACUUUACCAUGUCCCAAUCCGCAUUGGUGAUAGGGGUCGGCCUCCCAUGGAAAGGACUGUUUCUUUACCAGUUACUUUCUGCACAUGUGUAGAUGGACAUUGUUUCCGUCCAGCGGGUGGUCAGUCCGGGAUCCCCACUGUGGGCAUGGCAGUCGGAAUAAUUCUGGCCACUCUUCUGAUCAUUGGUGCAAUUUUAACAGCUGUGUUUAUUCGUUUGAAGAGGAAGGAAAAAGCUAAUGCUCAGAAAGCACAAUCAAUUGAAGCCAGACCUCUGGCCAGCUGA